GAGUCGCGGACCGCAGCACACACGGGUUAUAGUUUGUCCAACCCAAGUAUCGGGAUUUUGCAUUCUCACUGGGAACGGCGAGAGAGAGAGAGAGAGAGAGAGGGGCGGGGGUUAGGGAUGAUGGCUUCAGGUUGGGGCGUGCCUCAGCCCCAUCGGUUUCCAAUAUCCAAAGUGGGUCCCACGCCGUCCCAUCUCAUCACCACCGCCGCUGCUUUGCGCUUGGGCCACCUCGUCCGCCGUAGUAUAACUGAUUACCACCACCACCACCACCUCCAAUUAUCGCGCCUCCUUUGUUCCUCCUUCGAGAAAAUUUGGCAUCUAUAUGAUGUGCCUGAAUUGAAGGACAUAUGGCAUAAAAGAGCUCUCCAAUUCAAAGGAAUCAAUUUUCCAUUGUCAAAUGAUUCUUUUUCAUCAGCAUGCUCAUUGUUUCUAUGUUUCUUCAAUGGGGAAGAAACUACAGAGAGCUCCAGAGACGAGGCGCCAUCCUUUAAGACAACCAGUAAAAAUUUAUUUGAUGGGAGGCGAUGGACCAAUAUACUCCUAGCCAUUAAUGUGUUGGUUUAUAUAGCACAAAUUGCAACACAAGGGAAGCUGUUGCUAUGGGGUGCUAAGGUUAAUAGUCUUAUUGACAAGGGUCAGUUGUGGAGGCUGGCCACUUCUUCCUUUUUGCAUGCAAAUAUUGGGCAUCUCAUGGUUAAUUGUUAUUCUUUGAAUUCUGUUGGUCCCACCAUGGAGAAUAUCAGUGGUCCGUGGAGAUAUUUAGCAGUUUAUUUCACCUCUGCAAUCACAAGUUCAGCAAUGAGUUACUGGUUCUGCAAUGCACCUGCAGUUGGUGCAUCAGGAGCAAUUUUUGGAUUAGUUGGCUCUGUGGCUGUGUUUGUUGUGAGGCAUAGGAGAAUGGUUGGUGGUGGCAAAGAAGACUUGCAGCAUAUAGCACGUAUAAUUUUCCUAAAUAUGGUUAUCGGGCUUCUCUCCAAGGGCAUUGAUAAUUGGGGACAUUUAGGGGGCUUGCUUGGAGGGGCUGCCACAUCGUGGUUCCUUGGUCCUGCAUGGAGGUAUGAGCCGCUGUCAAGUGAUGGGCAAAGGGUUGUAGCUGACAGAGCUCCAAUUUUCUGUCUCAACAACCCAAAGAAAAAACUUCCUGGGGGUUUCAACUGAAAAAUCGGUUUUGAGAUGUUGCUCUUCCUGGCUCUCCCUCCGCCGCUUUUUCUUCCUUCCCCAAUUAAAUACAUCAAUGUCAUUGAGUUGCUUGUCCAAAACUGAUUGUAAACUUUCUAGGGUCAUGUCAACUGAAAUAGGCUUUUCUCGUGUAAAAAAUAUAUCUAGAUGGAUUUUAUUGUUGAAUAGCUUGAGUUUUAUAGGAAAUGUGCAUACUUUCCUUUUUGCAAAAUUGAGUUUCUGUUGGAUGAUUGAUGAAGGGUUUCACUUAUUGUCAUAGAAAUUCCUGUUAAAUUCAAAUAAGAUUCGAUUCUAAGUUUCCAUAUACA
This is a messenger RNA of Malania oleifera, 1487 nucleotides long. RefSeq names its product RHOMBOID-like protein 10, chloroplastic. Gene Ontology annotation, cellular component: chloroplast membrane. The transcript has 9 exons. Gene Ontology annotation, molecular function: serine-type endopeptidase activity. Lineage: Eukaryota; Viridiplantae; Streptophyta; Magnoliopsida; Santalales; Ximeniaceae. Bases 118 to 1158 code for a protein of 346 amino acids. The record is from RefSeq and is a predicted model, not a curated record.